AUUUUUUUCCAAUAAAAGGGACCAACUGUAAAACUACAAUGAAUCUAUAAAUGUAUUGUGUAUUACUUUUAUAUGCAUAGCCUACAAAUGUGUUAUCCUAAUUUUGUAUUUAUUAUUUUAUAUAUUUAUUCAAUAAUAAAAAUGAAAUCUUUAUGGCUCGUGUACUGCUGAUCUUCUUACAGACUAGUGUUAUCGAUGGAGCUUUAAUUAUUAGGUUGUAUCAAUGACGUGCAGACUGAAAAUGGGGAGUGGUCUGUUAAAGUAGCGACUUCAAAGCCAAACCCGACUUCCUUUCUGUACGCACUGUAACACUGACACCGUUACCGAAAGGAUUCAAAGCCGGCUGAGGCAGCAGGUAUUUCACUCGACAGGCCAGCAGAGUGUAUUAUCCUCACGUGACCUUUAAGUAGGCCUGCAUGAAAGCGCUCACUCAGCAAGAGAAGUACUUCCUCAGAAAAACCACAUCCUUCCAUCUCUUCCGCCUCUCGCUCUCUCUUUCUCUCUCUCUCUCAGUCACCUUCAUUGACACAUGUCAAGUGCCGUCAUACAUGCACUUUUGCACGUGCCAACGUUCUUCAGUUUGUCAAAGGCGCUUCUAGUCAAGCCAACUUUGGCUUAUUUCCUGUUCACCUCAGCGCAGCACAGUCAACGCUUUCCUGGCAAACAAUGAGUCGAAGUUCUAAUCAAGCAGACGAAUGCUUACGGUCAAGCAGCGCUAAUACUGAAACCCCAGAUAAGUUUGCUCUAAGUCACUACGGGCUGCUUUUAUUGCUCAGUCAUCACUCUCCCAGUCAUUGCUGUGCUCCGUCUGAGUGUGGCCGCUCACGGAGCCGCGCAGGCGCCGCGAGCGGCCCCUCGGCUGCUUCCUUUGCCCCCGAGGUCCCGUUUCGAUUCAGAGGCCACGUGAUCUCGCCCGGGUUCUGUGAGAACUGAGCUCGAGUCAGUUCCACUUGAGAACGGGGGCUGCGUGACGCACCCUGACAACAUUUAAUCUGUAAAGAUCAUUUGUGAUCUUAUUUUGAAAACGAGCCACAGGACCACGAGAAAUAUCUGUACACGAAUGCAAAUUACAGCGGGUUAUCAGCGAUUAGUAGAAGAAUUCUCACUCCCACAAAUUCCACGGUUUGUGGAGGUUUGUGAGAAACACGUCGUCCUGUGUGGAGCCGGCAUCAGUUUACACAGUUUGGUGUCGACCCAUCUAUUAUUAGCAUCUGCAUGGAUCAAGUGCAGACAAAGCUCAUGUUCAUGUGUUCAUGCAGCACCUUUUAAUUGUUUUACAUGAUAAAGUGACUAAUCUGAUCUGGGUUUGAUCCAAAAGGGGCAUGUUUGUUUUUAACCCACUCCUCUGUGUCAUAAAGCUCAUCAACGUAAACCACUUCUUGGAAUAACGUUGAUCUUUACGAGAGAGAGCUGUAAAAUCAAUAUGUGUGUGGAGCUAAAUGAGUAGUGCAUGAUAUUUUACUGAAAUUACCUCAUCACUCAGUUGUAACAAGGAGAGAAAGGAAGGAGUGUGAUAAAAAAAAAAAAAAAGCACAGAGGAAGCGGGCGGGAUGGUUUUAAAAGGCAAAAUAGCGAUUCUUUUCUUUUUUUGAAAAACGAGACCGACGGCACCAGUGGAAAACAAUGAAGGUUGUAGGAGAGAGUAGAAGCCAGGGGGGUCUUAAGAAAAACAGAGACAGGAUGAACGCGAGGGCCCGAACAGGCGCUUUUCAGAAUGAGUCAACAGGACAUUUUAUGAAUACACACUUCUGGUCCCUCUGCUCAGUCUCACACUCAGAGGGUCCUGGGUCACAGCGUGUCUCGUCUCCUCAGGCACAAUGCAGCCGCUUCCCGUCGUUUUCGCCGUCCUGUCCGGCCUGUGCUUGCUCUCGUCCGUGCUCUGCACGGAGUGCAACAGGACCCAGUACAAAUGGCCGGUGAAACAGCCACAUCUGUGCUGUAACAAGUGCUUGCCAGGUCAGCACAUGACGUGGCGCUCGCCAACAGCCUGCAUGAUCGAUUGCGUCCCGUGCCCGGAGAAGUUAUUUAGUGAUUCCUACAAUGCGGAGCUGCAGUGCGAAAUCUGCAGGAGCUGCACGAAGCAACACAUGGUUGAGGCGUCAGCCUGCAACGCCACGCACGACGCCGUGUGCACGUGUCAGGCGGGGUUCACCUGCGCGGACCGGGCCUGCAGCGAGUGUGUGCCGACACGGGCCACCACCCGGCCCGCCCCCACGCCUGGCGCCUCAACAACUGAAACCACCGGGAGACGGUCCAAGUCUGUCCCAGACACCGUGUGGUUCCUGGUCAUAACUGCUCUCCUCUGCGCUGGAAUCGCACUUGUGCUGGUGACAAAAAUCUCACCCUUUCUGCAGUGGUUCAGGUUGAGGCACGGCUACUUCCUGGCAGAGAAGCCUGCCGUCCUCCAGUGUGCUGCGGACGAGGAGGUCUCCAAGCCCGUGCAGGAGGUCUGUGGGAAAUGCGACCAACCCAUCGACGUAUGAUCCACCAGCGACGCGGGCCUCGGAGCCUGCACUCGGAUCCUCGCGUAUUUGACGGGCGUGGCGAAGCCAAGCGUGCUGCCGGUCUGGACACCGGCUAAUCGCUGAUGACGGGGUCAAGCCGCCGCCGCCCCCCGCUGACUGACGGAGCCGCAGAAAACGGACUGUACUGUAUGUUUGAAGACUGACACGAUUCUAGGAGCCAGAAACUAACGGAGGGGCUGUUGCACUAUGGUGUUGAAGUGCGGUAUGUACUAUGGUACAAAAAGGUUGAAGAUAUUACACAUCUUUGAUGAUGUUUGGGUUUGUAAAUAGACCUUUGGCGUUAGCUUGGCACACGUGUACACUAUGUUGUAUGUAAGUGUUUCUUUUGUACAAAAUCUCU
Molecule: messenger RNA, 2865 nt
Organism: Betta splendens (Siamese fighting fish)
Lineage: Eukaryota; Metazoa; Chordata; Actinopteri; Anabantiformes; Osphronemidae
Gene: cd27
Product: CD27 molecule
Exons: 7
Coding region: 1818-2483 (221 amino acids)
Biological process (GO): positive regulation of B cell proliferation; CD40 signaling pathway; positive regulation of isotype switching to IgG isotypes
Cellular component (GO): external side of plasma membrane; CD40 receptor complex
Molecular function (GO): antigen binding; protein binding
Source: RefSeq, a predicted model, not a curated record